Lotus japonicus is the source of this 782-nucleotide messenger RNA. Its product is annotated as sm-like protein LSM4. The record is from RefSeq and is a predicted model, not a curated record. Gene Ontology annotation, cellular component: U6 snRNP; spliceosomal tri-snRNP complex; P-body. Gene Ontology annotation, biological process: spliceosomal snRNP assembly; mRNA splicing, via spliceosome; P-body assembly. NCBI's taxonomy places the organism in Eukaryota, Viridiplantae, Streptophyta, Magnoliopsida, Fabales, Fabaceae. Gene Ontology annotation, molecular function: U6 snRNA binding. Bases 129 to 548 code for a protein of 139 amino acids. The transcript is spliced from 7 exons.
AAGUCACUGUUAACAUCACUUUACAAAGAAAACCCUCAUUCGUUGUUCCCUCUGUAUUUGGCGCUCUCUUCACUUUGUCGCCCUCAAAUCAAACACACAGCGACCGAACCCUGAUUCACGACAACGACAUGUUGCCCCUUUCCCUUCUCAAAACUGCCCAAGGGCACCCAAUGUUGGUGGAGCUGAAAAAUGGGGAGACUUAUAAUGGGCAUUUGGUUAACUGUGAUACAUGGAUGAACAUCCAUCUCCGGGAAGUCAUCUGUACCUCUAAAGAAGGAACUGAAUUUUGGCGUAUGCCUGAAUGCUACAUUCGCGGAAAUACCAUUAAGUACCUUCGGGUUCCUGAUGAGGUUAUUGACAAAGUCCAGGAAGAAACCAAAACCCGCACCGAUCGCAAACCACCUGGUGUGGGACGCGGAAGAGGAAGAGGUAGGGAGGAUGGUCCUGGUGGCCGUGGGCGUGGCUUUGAUGAAGGUGGGGCGAGAGGGCGAGGCAGGGCCGGUCCAGGUGGAAGGUCUGGUGGAAACAGAGGGCGAGGUAGAGGUUGAUUUGGAUAAAAGUAAUAUGGAAGAACCUCAGAUGGGCCAAUUGCUGCUUUUAAUGACAUUGGUGCAUUAUUGGAUUUGAGGUUUUUAAUUGUUUUCCUGGGUUUAUAGUGACAAAAAUUGUGGUAGACCUUCACAAUUUCUAAUGCCUUCUUUCCCAUUUGUAUUCCUUUCCCUGCUUAAAACAUGUUGAUUUUAUUAAUUAGUAAAUACAUCCUGACCUUACUAUGUUUAGAA